UGGGGCGGGCUCUCACCCAAUCACCCCUGUGGUGCCCUGGGGUUGGACUUUAAAUAAUUCAUGAUUUAAGUGGUGGGAGCCCAGCCUGGAGGCGAGGGGCUGGCGGGUUCCAAGACCCAGGCGGGAGCUGGACGGGAGCGAGAUGUUACUUUGAGUGAAUGACCUCCUUGGAGACCAUUCUUCUGCUCCCCUUCUUACCAGCCAGGAGGCAGAAGAUUCCACAGGUCCAGGAAAGACAUAAUUCCCUUGAGCUUCCAGAAAGUACCUUAUGCCUGGGGGAUCAGGCCAACUAUGGCUCUCGUAUUCAGUGUCCUGCUGCUACUGGGGCUGUGUGGAAAGAUGGCUUCAGGAGGUCAGCCUGCAUUCGAUAACACUCCCGGGGCUUUGAAUUAUGAAUUGCCUACCACAGAAUAUGAGACCCAAGACACCUUCAAUGCUGGGAUUAUUGACCCUCUCUACCAAAUGGUGCACAUCUUCCUCAACGUGGUCCAGCCGAAUGACUUCCCUCAAGAUUUGGUCAAAAAACUCAUACAGAAGAGGUUUGACAUCUCGGUUGAUACCAAGGAGCCAGAAAACAUAGUCUUGGCUUUGAAGGUCGCCAUCUAUGAAAUUGGAGUUCUUAUCUGCGUCAUCCUGGGCCUGCUGUUCAUUUUCCUCAUGCCCCUGGUGGGCUUCUUCUUUUGUAUGUGCCGUUGCUGUAACAAAUGCGGCGGAGAAAUGCACCAGCGGCAGAAGCAGAACGAGUCGUGCCGGAGGAAGUGCUUAGCCAUCUCCCUCUUGCUGAUUUGUCUGCUCAUGAGUCUUGGCAUCGCGUUUGGCUUUGUGGCCAACCAGCAGACAAGGACUCGGAUCCAAAGGACCCAGAAGCUGGCAGAGAGCAAUUACAGAGACUUGCGGGCUCUCCUGACUGAAGCCCCAAAGCAAAUCGACUAUAUUCUGGGGCAAUACAACACAACCAAGAACAAGGCAUUCUCAGACCUGGACAGUAUCGAUUCCGUGCUGGGAGGCAGAAUAAAGGGCCAACUAAAACCCAAAGUUACUCCUGUUCUCGAAGAGAUUAAGGCCAUGGCAACAGCCAUUAGACAGACCAAGGAUGCCCUGCAGAACAUGAGCAGCAGUCUGAAAAGUCUACGUGACGCAAGCACCCAGCUCAGUACCAACCUGACGUCUGUGAGAAACAGCAUCGAGAAUUCACUCAACAGCAACGACUGUGCUUCAGACCCAGCCAGCAAGAUCUGUGAUAGCCUCAGACCACAGCUGAGCAAUCUGGGGAGCAACCACAACGGAAGUCAGCUCCCAUCAGUGGACAGGGAACUCAACACCGUUAAUGAUGUCGACAGAACCGAUCUGGAGAGCCUCGUCAAAAGGGGGUAUAUGUCGAUUGAUGAAAUACCCAAUAUGAUACAAAACCAAACUGGGGAUGUCAUCAAAGAUGUCAAAAAGACCUUGGAUUCUGUUAGCUCCAAGGUUAAGAACAUGAGCCAAAGUAUUCCUGUCGAGGAGGUGCUGCUUCAGUUCUCCCACUACCUUAAUGACAGCAACAGGUACAUCCACGAGUCGCUGCCCAGAGUGGAAGAAUAUGACUCAUACUGGUGGCUGGGUGGCUUAAUAGUCUGCUUCCUGCUGACCCUCAUUGUGACUUUCUUUUACCUGGGCUUGCUGUGUGGUGUGUUUGGCUAUGACAAGCGUGCCACCCCAACCAGAAGAGGCUGCGUGUCCAACACUGGAGGCAUCUUCCUCAUGGCUGGGGUUGGAUUCAGCUUCCUUUUUUGCUGGAUAUUGAUGAUCCUUGUGGUUCUUACUUUUGUUGUUGGUGCAAAUGUGGAAAAGUUGCUCUGUGAACCUUAUGAAAACAAGAAAUUACUACAGGUUUUGGAUACUCCCUACCUGCUCAACGAUCAAUGGCAAUUCUAUCUCUCUGGCAUACUACUCAAAAACCCAGACAUUAACAUGACCUUUGAGCAAGUCUACAGGGAUUGCAAAAGAGGUCGAGGAGUGUAUGCCACUUUUCAGCUUGAGAAUGUCUUCAACAUCACUGAGAAUUUCAACAUUGAGAGGCUUUCUGAAGACAUAGUGAAGGAGUUGGAAAAGCUGAAUGUGAACAUUGACAGCAUCGAACUGUUGGACAAAACAGGAAGGAAGAGCCUCGAGGACUUUGCACAAUCUGGGAUAGAUAGAAUCAAUUAUUCCAUGUACUUACAGGAGGCUGAGAAACCCCCUACCAAAGUGGACCUGCUGACAUUUGCCUCUUUUCUGGAAACAGAAGCAAACCAGUUGCCUGACGGAAAUCUGAAACAGGCCUUCUUAAUGGAUGCACAGAACAUUCGAGCCAUCCACCAGCAGCACGUCCCUCCUGUGCAGCAGUCACUGAAUUCAUUAAAACAAAGUGUCUGGGCCCUUAAGCAAACAAGCAGCAAGUUGCCGGAGGAAGUGAAGAAGGUCCUUGCCUCUUUGGAUUCUGCUCAGCAUUUCCUCACCAGUAACCUCUCCUCCAUCGUUAUUGGAGAAACAAAGAAGUUUGGGAGAACAAUAAUAGGCUACUUUGAACAUUAUCUGCAAUGGGUCUUGUACGCCAUCACAGAGAAGAUGACAUCCUGCAAACCCAUGAUUACAGCAAUGGACUCUGCUGUUAAUGGCAUUCUGUGUAGCUAUGUUGCUGACCCUCUGAAUCUGUUCUGGUUCGGCAUAGGGAAAGCCACCAUGCUCUUACUUCCGGCUGUAAUCAUCGCUAUCAAGUUGGCCAAGUACUAUCGCAGGAUGGAUUCAGAGGAUGUAUAUGAUGAUGUUGAGACUGUACCCAUGAAAAAUUUGGAAAACGGUAGUAAUGGUUAUCAUAAAGAUCAUUUAUAUGGUGUUCACAAUCCUGUUAUGACAAGCCCGUCUCGAUACUGACAACUGAAGUGGAAAUUGCUUGAACAUCAAGAUAGCUAACUCGGAAAGAAUCCCAGACUUUGGAUAGUUUCUGAGUCUUCUAGAAUUUUCCAAGAAGAAACCAUGGUGGCAAAUGCGGAGACUCGGGCGGGCACUGGGAACACAGCACAGUGGUCUUAGGGAGGUGCUUUGUCAGGAAUGAACAGUCAUGGUUAUAAUCCACGUUUCCAUUGCUACUCACGAAUGAUUCUCUUCUGUUUUGUUUUUAAAAUUUUUUUACACUGAAUUUCUAUUUAGACACUAAAACAUAUAGGGGUGCUUGUCACCCGGAUACAUUUAUCUGUGAGCCAGCUAUUCGGAUGUCAUGGCUGGGUACCUAACUUACUUCCAUAUGUGAAGUGUGCUAAACUCAAACCAGUUUACAGAAACGAUGUAUUUUGUGUAUAGUAAAUUGUAUAUUCACCCUUUUACCACGGCCGGUUUUUUAAACAAAUGAAUACUCUAGAUUUUUCUUCCAAAUGAGGUUACUGUUGGGGUGGGGUUGACUUAGUGAUGCUGUAGAAGGGAAUCCGCAUGCACUAAAAAGUGUGUCUGCCUAAAAGUGUGUACAGCAGGCACAACCUUCCUUGUGGAUUUCCGUCUGCUCACUGCAGAUCUGCCUGUGGUUUAGAAAUAGAAUUCAAGAGCCAUCAAGGAGUGACCAGCUUGACACCACUGCCAAAUUCAGAAUGAGGAACCUUGAGAGAAGGAACUGUCGCUCAGCCAGAAGCAGAUGAAGCCACUGGUCCUGGUUCACAGUUUAGUGUCAUGCUCUGGUUUAUAAGGAUGGGCAUUACGUUCGGUGUUAUCUGGUUAUCUGCGAGAUUCUAAACCGAGGUGCAAGAGCUCCUAUCCUGAUUCUGAGAUUUGAAAUAAAGCAUGAAUGAACAAA
This is a messenger RNA of Rattus norvegicus (Norway rat), 3802 nucleotides long. The record is from RefSeq and is a predicted model, not a curated record. Lineage: Eukaryota; Metazoa; Chordata; Mammalia; Rodentia; Muridae.